AUGCAGUCUAAUCAACAAUGCAUCCAACCACCUCAGUGGAGCGACCCUUUGUUGAAGAGUCGGCGUUUCAAGGUCCAAAAUCUCGCCAAUGGCGGCGUAAAGUCUCUGCUACCAGAAGCAAACCCGGCUCUAUUGAAAGAGUCAAGAAAACCCCAUCUCCUACAAUGGACAAAAAAAGGUGAGAAUCUGAAGAUUAAAGAAGAAAAUGCAGAUCAUUCUAAACCCAGACGUAAUUUUGCUUCUGAUGAGAAAUCGAAGGAACCCAUUUUUUCGAAAAUGGAAAAUAGAGAUGGGAAUUCGAAGAUGAAGGGUAGUGCUCAUGGUUCUGAAGGGACAUCGAAGAAACCCCAAAUUUCAGGGAAGGAAGACGGAGGAGAGAGAAGUAGGGUUUCAAAAUCUCUUGAUAUCUUCAGAAGAAAAUGUAUAGAAUGCAUUUGCUGCAAUUUCUGCAAUGUUCUUGGUCGAAUACCUGGUGUUGAGGUCGGAGACCGGUUCGAGUACCGCGUCGAACUCAAUAUUAAUAUUGUUGGCCUUCAUGGGCGAAUUCAACAUGGGAUUGAUUACACGGAGCACGUUUCUGGUACUGAUAGCUGGACUGUUGCUACUUGUGUAGUGUCUAAUGAAGGGUAUGAGGAUCAAAUCAUUGAUUGUGAGUUGAUUACCUAUGCGGGGGAAGGUGGUAAAGAGAAAGUGAGAGAGCUUAAGCUUCAAGCUAAGCUUAUGGAAUGGAGGCGUGAACCGGUUACUUAUUUCUAUGACGGGUUGUACAAAGUUGUGAGCUACGAGGAGAAGACCGGGCCGAGUAAGAAUGUCGUUUUCGACUUCAAGCUUAACAGGUGCCCUGGACAACCUGUUGUUCCUUGGGAAUUGCUCAAGAAGGGUUGA
Molecule: messenger RNA, 885 nt
Organism: Spinacia oleracea (spinach)
Lineage: Eukaryota; Viridiplantae; Streptophyta; Magnoliopsida; Caryophyllales; Amaranthaceae
Product: histone-lysine N-methyltransferase, H3 lysine-9 specific SUVH5-like
Exons: 3
Coding region: 1-885 (294 amino acids)
Molecular function (GO): double-stranded DNA binding; histone methyltransferase activity
Source: RefSeq, a predicted model, not a curated record